Molecule: messenger RNA, 2675 nt
Organism: Jatropha curcas
Lineage: Eukaryota; Viridiplantae; Streptophyta; Magnoliopsida; Malpighiales; Euphorbiaceae
Product: ArfGap/RecO-like zinc finger domain-containing protein
Molecular function (GO): GTPase activator activity
Source: RefSeq, a predicted model, not a curated record
UAGCUGCAGCCAUACCUCAAACGGCUAAAACCGGUCUCAUAACCGUCGAUAGCGGCAAAUUUCCCUCCAUAUUUUUCUCUCGAGACUUCAUUGAUCACCAUUUCUCAUCUACACAUGUCCCUCACUAAAUCUUCGAAUCCCUUCAAAGCUUUCCGUUUGGUUUCACCUAUCAACCUUCAUUCUCUUCCCCAAUUCUCCAUUUCUAGGGUUUCCCGUUCUCUGCUCAAUUUCUCUUUUUAUCGUUCCUCUUUCCGGCAAGGAGGCGUGAUCUUUAUCAAAAAUGAAGAAAAAAGAGAAGGAAGAGGAGAGGGUUGAAAGGAUCAUUCGUGGUCUUCUCAAACUUCCUGAAAAUAGAAGAUGUAUUAACUGCAAUAGUUUGGGACCACAAUAUGUUUGCACCACUUUCUUGACAUUUGUUUGCACAAAUUGCAGCGGAGUACACCGGGAAUUCACACAUCGAGUCAAAUCAGUGUCAAUGGCUAAAUUUAAAGCAGAGGAAGUUAGUGCACUUCAAGCCGGAGGGAAUGAUAGAGCCAGACAAAUAUAUUUUAAAGAUUGGGAUCCUCAGCGGGAUUCCUAUCCUGAUGGCAGUAAUCUUCAUAAGCUUCGAGAUUUUAUCAAGCACGUUUAUGUGGCUAGAAAAUAUUCUGGAGAGAGAAGUACUGAAAGAGUCCCGAGGCUGAGAUUGAAUGACAAGGAGGAAUCCUACGAGAGCAGGAAGAUUGGUUUAUAUUAUUCUCGAUCAAAAAGCCCUAAUUAUAGGGAUAAAUAUGAACGGAGUGCACGAUCUCGUCCUGGUGGAAGAAGUGAUGACAGAAGUUUAAAAUAUUAUUAUGAUGAAAGAAGAAGUCCUUGUUAUGGCGAAGAAAAUUCAAGAAGUGGAGGCUUCAAGAAGAUUCCUGUCGGCUUUGAAAUUGUCGAUGACAGGAUUCGAGAUGAAAAACCUCGAAGUGGAAAGCUACCUGAUAACCAUAGGUUUCCACACAGAGAAUCCAGGUAUGGAAGCUUGUCACCUGACUAUCAAAAGAACAUGGAUCGGUCCAGCUCCCCAGUAGUACGGCCUUUUAAAGAUAUUACAGGGGAUAAUGCUCCAACUCUUCAUGUUGGUGAACGUUCUAAAGCAACCGACAGAAAAGAUGCUGAUAGCGCUGCUCAAAAUCAGAUGAUUAAAUCUUCUGGCAGCAAGGGAUCUAUUGAUGGGAUGGCAGUGGAAGAUAAAAGUCAGAAUUUGAUUGAUUUUGAUACUGAUUGCACGCCUUCCAAUGCCGUGGCAGCACCACAAAAAGAGGAAAAUCAGCAAUCAAGUGAUGGAUGCAACUGCAAUUCUAAAGAGUCUUCUGCAAAGCAGUAUGCACCACCAGGUCCAAAACCAAAUACGUUGGAGUUUUUGCUAUUAGAGUUGUCAGUUCCGUCUGUUGAACCUGCUGCUAGUGUAUCUGAAGAAUCAAACAAUGACAGUUCUCCAUCAACUACAUCUGGAGGCGAUAUGCUCACAAGUGGUGGUGUUUUGAUGUUAACUUUCCCAGACAAUACUGGGGCUUCUAAAAAUGAACCUGGAGGCACUGUGCCAAUGGGUGGUGUUUCAUCAGCUGCGCCUCCUGGGCAGUUGCUCGCGCUAACCAGUAGUUCUGAUGUUUCUGCAACUGCAUCUGGAGACAGUGCACCUGAUGCUGUGCAUGUGGAGCAAACAUUAUCACUACUUGAUACUUUUGAUUCUAGAGCAUCAGCCACUAGUUUGCCUUUGCAACCAUCUAAUGGAGGUCCAUCACAAGCUGUACCUGAUAUUCAUGGUGAUUCCACUUUUAAGAUGCCAAAUGGGCUGCAGGUCUCCAAUGUGCAGCAACAUCAGCUUUCCGCAAUUCCUGCUGCAGAUGGUAGACCUAGUGGACAACAGACUAGUAUUAUUACAACAGUUGGAGGUCUAAAUAACCAGCCGCAGACUUCAAUGCAUUUGCCUAAUGUUCAAGGUCCUAGUGCUGCUGCUCAACAUUCUUCCCAGGAUGUCACAAACAUAAUCCAAGACUGCACAUCUGGACUUAAAUCUCAGUAUGUCCCACUGGAAACAAAGUCUAUUGGAAGAAAGGAACUUCCAAUGAACCUUUUCACAGCAAGUUAUUCACCAGUACCUGGAUCAAUUCCUGGUUGGCAAAAUGCUCUACCUUAUGGCACAGGAUACAACAUGCAAUAUUAUCCAAACCCAGUGCCUGCACGACAGUACCCUAACCAAGCAAUAUCAAGCAACCCGUUUGAUCUUGACAAUGAAACCACUUCAUUACAAGUUUCACCAUUUGCAGGACUUACUAACACGUCCAAUACCGGUGCUUUAGUGCCUACUUACAGCAUUGACACAAACUCUUCUGGGUUCAUGGCAUCUCAAGCACCAGCUUAUGCAUCUGUAACGCCUUUGUGGUCUUCUUCCUUCAGAUCAGCCACUUCUUCUGGUGCAUACAUGGGACAACAACUACUCCAUAUGAACACACCAUCUUCUAGCAGGCCACAAGGAGAUGCCAAUGGCUUUGGUAGCGAAGACCCUUUUAGCUCACUAAACAUCAUUCAGCAAUCUACUAGUGCAUUUCCAUUACCCUCUGCUCGAAGUUCGCUUCCUUCUAUGGGAGGAAACCCUUUUGUAUAAAAACAAAAAGGAAAAGGAAUGUGUGUGUAUAUAUAUAUAUAUA